Messenger RNA from Chelonus insularis, 9660 nucleotides. RefSeq names its product Papilin (gene Ppn). Gene Ontology annotation, biological process: proteolysis; extracellular matrix organization. Bases 253 to 8928 code for a protein of 2891 amino acids. The transcript is spliced from 31 exons. Gene Ontology annotation, cellular component: extracellular region; extracellular matrix. Lineage: Eukaryota; Metazoa; Arthropoda; Insecta; Hymenoptera; Braconidae. Gene Ontology annotation, molecular function: metalloendopeptidase activity; serine-type endopeptidase inhibitor activity. The record is from RefSeq and is a predicted model, not a curated record.
GUCGGCACAGCUUCUUGGUCUUGGUCUAUCCGGCAAGCAGAGGCCGGCGCAGCUGCCCAACGCGGUACAUAGAGUUUGCUGGAGUGAUUCGUUUUUAGUUGGUGGCCGACUUGCGUAUGCGGAGGUGGUGUUUGCGCGCGUAUAUUAUAUGAUCUACACGUAACAUCAGUUUGUGUAUUCAAGAGAAUUUUAAAUAGCAAGAAUUUACAGAGAUUUCAACAUAUCUGCAGUGGUUUUGUCUUUGUGUCGGCAAUGACCAACGUCCAUAGAACGUGGUCAUUGGUAUUAUUAGUAUCAAUAGCAAUAUGGCAAAUCACCGACACUGCAGCCAAAUAUCAUCAUAUUAAAUUUCGACAUGGUAAACAUAGAAGACGACACACGGAAGGAUAUCUUCCAAGCAGUUUUGUGACAGACAACAAUGAUCCUGAAGAAGGACUUUGGGGAGCAUGGUCAACACCAAGUUCAUGCUCUCGAUCCUGUGGUGGUGGUAUUGCUUAUCAGACCAGGCAUUGCUUGGAUGUUGAUAGCAAUGGUUAUGACAGGUGUACAGGAGCAAAAAAAAGAUUUUUUUCGUGUAAUAUCCAACCAUGCCCCAAUCCAGUGGACUUUCGAGCUGAACAAUGUGCUGAGUUCAAUUCUAAACCUUUCGAAGGUGUAUUUUAUGAAUGGAUCCCCUACACCGGUGCACCUAACAAGUGUGAAUUAAACUGUAUGCCUCGAGGCGAAAGGUUUUUUUACAGACAUAAACGCAGUGUAAUCGACGGUACGCCGUGUGAUGUCGAAAAAAAUGAUGUUUGUGUGGAAGGAAAAUGCAUGACAGUGGGAUGCGACAUGAUGUUAGGCAGCGAUGCACGAGAAGAUGCUUGUAGAGAAUGCGGUGGUGAUGGUUCCGAUUGCAAUACUGUCAACGGCUCCUUCGAGACCAAUGACCUUCAAGCCGGAUAUAUUGACAUACUUCUUAUCCCUGAAGGGGCAACAAAUAUAGUUAUUAAAGAAGUCGCACCAUCCAAUAACUAUCUUGCAAUUCGUAAUACAACGGGUCAUUAUUAUCUAAAUGGCAACUGGAGAAUAGACUUUCCCCGAAGCAUAAAAUUUGCUAACACGAUAUUUCAUUAUUCAAGAGAUCCACAAGGUUUCUCCGCACCAGACAUGAUUACAGCUUUAGGACCAACUAAUGAAGCAAUUUACGUAGUGCUACUUUACCAAGAUCGAAAUGUUGGGGUUCAAUAUGAAUAUAGUAUUCCUAAAAAAUUGGCACCUCAAGCUGAUCCAGAUAGUUAUACUUGGACUGCUGAUGAAUUUUCUGAAUGCAGUGUAUCAUGUGGUGGAGGUUAUCAAUCUCGACAAGUAAUGUGUAUCCGACGUCGUGAUAAUGAACAAGUUGACGACCAUCUAUGCGAUCUACAGUUGGAGCCAGAUGAUACUCAAUCUUGCAAUGAAGAAGCGUGUCCACCUCAAUGGGUUGAAAGCGAAUGGACCCCGUGCAACAAACUUUGUGGUGAGGGCGGUGAACGUACGAGAGAAAUCAAGUGUGAACAAAUCAUCGCUGGUGGUAUACCCACCGUUGUCGAUGACUCUGUGUGUAUCGAGAAAGUCGGUGUUAAAAAUGAGACCACCCAGAAAUGUAAUGAAAAUGUUGAAUGUCCUAUGUGGCAUAUCGGACCUUGGAAACCAUGUGAUCAUCUUUGUGGAAAGGGUAAACAAACAAGAAAAAUAACAUGCUACAGAAAGAAUGAAUCGGGUAAAAUAGAAGUUUUACCCAAUUCCUCAUGUGAAGGUGAAAUGCCAGAAAGUGAAAAGCCCUGUGAGUUGAGGCCAUGUGCAGGACUUGAUUGGGUCGUAUCUGAAUGGAGUGGAUGUAAUGAUAAAUGUGGACUAGUUCAAGAAACAAGAACAGCUCAUUGUACAACUCAGGAUGGUACAGUUUAUCCAGAUGAUAAAUGUGAUCCCGACAAAAAGCCUGAAUUAACACGAGAAUGUGAAAGUGCUAAGGACUGUGAAUACCAAUGGUAUACGACUCAAUGGAGUGAGUGUUCAGCAAAAUGUGGAAAAGGUGUACAAACCCGUAUAGUUUUUUGCGCUACCUUCGAAGAUGAAACGACUCUGAAAAAAGUGUCAGAUGACAAUUGCGAUGCUGCAAAACGUUACAAUGAUACAAAAGAAUGUACUGCCGACAUAGUUGAGUGUAAAGGUGAAUGGUUCGCUGGACCGUGGAGCAAGUGUUCGAAACCGUGUGGAGGCGGCGAUAUGACUCGAAAGGUAAUAUGUAUGAAGAACAACAUGAGUGUUUCAGUAAGUGAAUGCGAUGAAGAUUCUAUCAUGUUUUCGACUGAAGAGUGCAAUAAACAUCCUUGUAGUGAAGACGAAAUUCUACCGGUAGAGCCCAUGAUGAGUACCAUUCCACCUGAUGAAGACGAUGAGUGUGAAGUAUAUGAAGAUGAAGAUUAUGUUACAAUGACUUCAAUAUUAACAAGUGAUGAAGAUGAACAAACUGGCUCAACAGAAUCGUCUAGUGAUAUUAAAUCAUCUAUGGACACCGAUUCUACAGUUUCUGAUGACAUUAUGCUGAGUGAUUCUCCACGUGGAGAUACAGCACCUACAGAUAUUGGAAGUGGUUAUGGAAGUGGAGAAGGUAGCGACGACGAUAUCCUUAGUACUCUUUUUACUAAUAUUCCGGUAUCAGGCAGUGAUUUAUCUACCUUCGAAGGCAGUGGAGCAUCUGUCGAUGAUAAGCUUACAACUAUAGAUAUAAGUAGUAUUGAAACCGUGAGUGCUUCAUCAGAAACUUCUUUAGGUAUUACUGAUACCACAGAAAAAUCGACAACGGUAGAAUCAUCAAGUUACAGUGGUAUUACUGAUGUUACAUUCGAUGAAACUUCUUCUGUCACACAGCAAUCAUCCUCUGAUGAAACAUCAUCAAUAUUUUCAACCUUGUUCUCAUCAUCUACUUUGUCAUCAUUAUUUUCCUCAUCAUCAGAUACGAGUACUGAAAUGGAAUCAUCAGAAUCUUCUAGUUCUUCACCUUUAUCCACUGAUAGUAUAAUGACUGAUAGCUCCACUGUUUCAUCUGCAUCAGAAAUAACUGACGCAACAGAGUCAACAUCUGACUCAUCUUCAGAUGUGACAUCAACCGAUGAAACUCAAUCAUCAACUGUGUCAUCCUCAGAUACAACACUAUCAGCAUCUCAAUCAUCUACAGUAUCAUCUUCUGAUGAAACAGAGUCAACGUCUGAAUCCUCUACAGUGUCAUCCUCUGAUGUAACAUCAACUGAUAUGACGGAAUCAACAAUGUCAACAUCUUCUGAUGAAACAGAAUCAACAUCUGAAUUUUCAACAAUGUCAACAUCUUCCGAUAUAACAGAAUCAACACCUGAAUCGUCUACAAUGCUUUCUUCAACUUCAGAUACAUCAUCAACUGAUGCAUCACAAUCAACAUCUGAAUCAUCUUCAGAUGAAACAUUAAGUACAGAUGCAACAACAGAAACGAGUGAUUCUACUACUGAUUUUAGUUCUUCUGAAAUUUCGACUACAUCAGAUCGAUCAACAGCAGGGACUACUACAAAAUUGCCUUUCAGUAUUUUACCCAUAGAUGGAGAAAGUGAAAUUGAAAAACCUCAUGAAGGAACAACAAAAUUGUCAACGAGUGAUGUAACUUCUGAGUCGACAUCACCGGACAUGAGCACUACUGAAUCUUCAGGUUCUACCGAGUCAUCUAUGAUGACAACAUCAUUUGAAGAUUCCACAACAUCUAGCAGUACCGAUACAUCUUUAAGUACAUCAGAGGAAACAACUUUAACAGGAAUUACAGAGUCAUCUUCAUCCAGUACAAUGGAAUCUGAAAAAAUGACAGAGUCCGGUGAAACGACGGAAACAACAGAAUCAAUGGAAACAUCUACUCCGUUUGGAUCUAGUACAAUGACAAGUGAAUCCGAAAGUUCGUCUGUAUCAGAAGAGACAAGUCAAUCAAGUGUAAGCACAGAAGUUAGUAUGUCUACUGAAUCUGUGACAGAUGCAUCGAGUACUUCUACUGAAACUUCAGUAUCUGGCGUUACUGAGAUGACUGAUGAAGAAGAUACAGAUUUGACCAGCAAAUCAAGUGUAUUGGAUCUAUUUACUACAGCUAAUCCUCUCAGCACAGCAAUUGCCAAAGAGCAUAAGCUUCGAAAAUGCAAAAUUAAGAGGAAAAAGAAGACUUGUAAAACUUCUAAAUUUGGUUGUUGUUACGAUGGUGUUAGUGAGGCUCAAGGGCCAUUCGGUAAAGGUUGUCCUACACCUGAAACCUGUGCCGAAACUAAAUUCGGAUGCUGUCCAGAUGGUGUUUCUGUUGCAACUGGACCUAAUAAUGACGAUUGUCCAUCAUCACAUUGUAAUGAGACUCUUUUCGGUUGUUGUCAAAACGGAAUAACUCCUGCUGAAGGCAAUGAUUUCGAAGGAUGCAAAAAACCUUGUAAUGAAACUGAAUUUGGUUGUUGUCCUGACAAAGAAACACCUGCUAGUGGUAAAAAUAAUUAUGGCUGCUGCAAUACUACCAAACAUGGUUGUUGUCCAGAUGGUAUAGAAGCUGCAAGUGGUCCUAACCAAGAAGGCUGUAAAAAGAAAUUAGAAGAAGAUAAUAAGACUGAUUGUUCAAACUCUACUUAUGGUUGUUGUCCUGACGGUCAAAAACCAGCUACUGGAAUCAAUUUCGAGGGAUGCGGAGUUAUUAACACCGAUAAUUGUUCAGCUUCUUACUUUGGAUGUUGUUCUGAUAAUGUAACAGCAGCAUUAGGACCAAAUGGAGAAGGUUGCCAUGCUCCAUGUGAAUCAUCAGAAUUCGGAUGUUGCCAAGAUCGAGUAACUCCUGCUCAUGGUCCUAAUGGUGAAGGUUGUUGUUUAACUUCACCAUAUAAAUGUUGCCCUGAUAAUAUUCUUCCCGCACGUGGUCCAGAUCUUUACGGUUGUGGCUGUCAAUACACUCGUUUCCGGUGUUGCCCAGAUAACACCACAGCUGCACGUGGGCCUAAUAAUGAAGGAUGUGGGUGUGAAUAUACCACACAUGGAUGCUGUCCAAAUAAAUUUACCCCCGCAACUGGACCCAAUUACGAAGGAUGUCCGUGUUAUACCUAUCAAUUUGGUUGUUGUCCAGAUGGAAUAAGUAUUGCUAAAGGGCCUCGUGGUCAUGGAUGUAAUUGUGAAACCACAGAAUUUAAAUGUUGCUCAGAUGGAAGAACACCAGCAAAAGGACCGAACUUUGCCGGAUGUGCAUGUGAUGCUUCUAAAUAUGGCUGUUGUCCAGAUGGUAUUGAAGAAGCACAAGGUGACCACUUUGAAGGAUGCCGAACUGUGCCAACUCCGCCAGGCAGUGCUUGUUCACUUGCUAAAGAUCGUGGAUCAUGUCGUGACUUUAGUGUUAAAUGGUUCUUUGAUACUGAGUAUGGUGGAUGUUCAAGAUUUUGGUAUGGUGGUUGCGAAGGCAAUAACAAUCGCUUUAAUACUCAAGAAGAGUGUAGACAAGUUUGUGUCGAACCGAAAGGACGAGAUGCUUGUUACCUUCCAAAAAGCACUGGCCCAUGUGAAGGAUAUCAUCCAAUGUGGUAUUACGAUACUGAAAGAGAGCAAUGUGGCCAAUUUAUUUACGGUGGCUGUCUCGGUAAUGAUAAUAAAUUCGAGACCCGAGAAAAAUGUGAAGACCUCUGUGUUAUUCCUGAUGACAUUGAUCCUUGUGAGUUAGAGAAAGAAAAAGGUCCAUGCAAUGGUAAUUAUACUCGUUGGUACUUCAACAAAGAAUCUCAGAUAUGUGAACAAUUCCAAUAUGGAGGUUGCAAAUCCAAUACAAAUAACUUCCCGACUGAAGCUGCUUGUCAUCAACAAUGCCUUCAACCGGGCCGCCGACGUGAUUAUUGUUUACUGCCACGAACCGAGGGUAAUUGCACAGAAAAAUAUCCUAAAUGGUACUUUGAUCCAUCGGAAAAUCGAUGCAUGCCAUUUUAUUACACGGGAUGCAAUGGAAAUAAAAAUAAUUUUGAUACUAGAGAAGCAUGUGAACUUGAUUGCCCACCCAAGAUUGAGCAAGACAUCUGUCUUCUUCCUGCUGUGCUUGGAAAAUGUCACAAUUACACUCAACGAUGGUACUAUGAUUCCUUCGAAAAACGUUGUCGACAAUUUUAUUAUGGGGGAUGUGAAGGAAAUGAAAACAAUUUUCUCAGCGAACAGGAAUGUUCUAACCGCUGUGAAACCUCAGGCACUCCACCGCCAACUCAACCUCAAAGAUUUUCGCCAGCAAUGUGUUUCCUUCCAUAUGAGCAUGGACCAUGUACUAAUGAGCAAACCAAGUGGUUUUAUGACAGCCGAGACGGUACAUGUAAGCAAUUUAAUUAUGGAGGUUGUGCAACUAAUGGGAAUAAAUUUGAAUCUCUUGAAGAAUGUGAAUAUCGCUGUGGCAAUAUACAAGAUGUAUGCAGUAUGCCGAAAGUGAUAGGACCUUGCAGCGGAUCAUUAAUGCAGUUUUACUAUAAUCGUGAUACUGACACUUGUGAAGAAUUUGAAUAUAGCGAAUGUGGAGGCAAUAAAAAUCGAUUCCAAGACCGUGAAACUUGCGAAUCUAGAUGUAAACGAAGACCAGCAGUUGUUAGACCUGAACCUCCUACAUCAGCACCAACACCAUCUUCUGAAAUUGUACCUAGUAGUCCUAUAUGUACAGCUCCAGUUGACGCCGGAUCAUGUGAUCUAGAUAUUACUGCUUAUUAUUAUGAUUCGAGAACUGGUGUUUGCCAAGCUUUCUUAUAUGGCGGAUGUGAAGGAAAUGCUAACAGAUUCCAAAGUGAAGAACAGUGUGAACGACUUUGUGGUCGCUUCCAAGGUCAAGAAGUGUGCAAUCUUCCAAUGGAUAGUGGGCCAUGUAGAGGCUCGUUUGCUAAAUAUUACUAUGAUUCAAAUGCAAGAAUUUGUCGACCAUUCUACUAUGGUGGAUGUGACGGAAAUGCUAAUAGAUUCAGUUCAGUUGCUGAAUGUGAAUCAGUUUGCUUACAUCGUGAAGAACCCACUCCCCUCGGCAACAACACGGGACUUUCUCAACUCGCGAUUUGUCAUGAACCAGUGGAUGUUGGGUCUUGUCUAGCUGGUAGUUUUAAAAGAUUUUAUUUUGAUGAAGAACGUCAAACUUGCAUGGGUUUUGUAUAUACUGGUUGUGGUGGGAAUCGUAACAGAUUUAAGACAUUUGAGUCUUGUAUGAAUACCUGCUUUAGAUCCGCUAAUAAUGAGCUAAGUCCAGAUAGAAAUGAAACAAAGGAUCCAUGUAGCGAUCAGGAAGACCAAUGUAAUGUUAUUCAAUGUCCUUAUGGUAAAGAGGCAUUUGUGGAUGAACAGAACUGCGAGCGUUGUCGAUGUGUUAAUCCUUGUAGAAGCGUCCAGUGUUCUGAAGGUUCUCAAUGUUCAAUAACUUUAGUAGCUUCACCUAGUGGAGGAACAGAAUACAGAGCAGUAUGCCGUACAACAACAAAACCGGGACAAUGUCCUCAGGUAUCGAAUAGUACUCGAUGUGAAAGAGAAUGCUCAAGCGAUGCAGACUGUCCACAAGAUUGGAAAUGUUGUGAUAAUGGUUGUGGUACAUCAUGCUUAGAGCCAGCACUUGAACAACCACCUCCAGUACCCGUUCACAAUAUUACUGCACCACCGCAUGGUGCUGAACCAGCUGCAAUUCAACAACCAGAACAACCUCAUGUUAGUGGCGAAGAAGGCGGUUACGUUCAAAUGAAAUGUAUCGCCACUGGUAAUCCUAAACCAGUACUAACGUGGAAAAAAGAUGCAACAGUAAUUAACGUAUCGGAACCGAGAAGAAGAAUUUUAAGUGAUGGAACGUUAGAAAUUAUCAAUUUAUAUAGUUACGAUAGAGGUAUUUACAUUUGUAUAGCUGAUAACGGGCUCGCACCACCAGUUAAAACAGAAUAUCAAUUGGAAGUAACAGAACCUCAUGAUCGUUCAGCUGCUAUCGUUGGUGAAACAAAUUCAUCUAUAACAGUAGUCAUGAAUUCUCCAAGUGUGUUACAUUGUUAUGCUAUGGGUUGGCCGCGACCUUCUGUUACUUGGUGGCAUGGUGAACGUUUGCUUCCACUUUCCUCAGAGUCUUAUGAACAAGACUCUGAAUAUACCUUAUUAAUCCGUUCAGUCACUAUAACAAAUCUUGGUGUAUAUACUUGUCAAGCAUAUAAUGGUAUUGAACGUCCAGCAUCUUGGUCUAUAACACUUCAAGCAAUUGGUCCAGUUUAUAAUGUAAAACCUGAAUAUGCUGAGUAUACUAAAUAUUUAGUUCAACCACCAAAAAGUCCUAACAUAGAUAGACCGCAAUAUCCUUAUCGGCCUUCAAAACCAAACGAAUUAGAUACUUAUCAUCAAACUUAUGCUCCAAUUUAUUCAGAUAAUAAACCUUAUAUCCCUCCAGUUAUCUCUCUAACUGAAUCUCCUCCACAACCAACUGUAUUUAAAGUACCAGUAUCAGUGAACGUAUCAACACCAAGCAAUGAAGUUCAACAUGGAAGUCAAUUUAGUAUCACUUGCAAAGUUGAUGGUUAUCCAAUUCCACAAGUAUUGUGGUACAAAGACAAUGAUAUCAUCCGUACCGAUGGACGAGUCAGCAUUUCCGAGUCAAACACACUUGUUGUUGAUAAUGCUGGUUCCAAUGAUACUGGUGUAUAUCGAUGUGAAGCUUAUAAUGCAUACUCAAGUAGUUCAGAUUAUCUAAAAAUAUCUGUUCAAGGUUCAUAUAUUAGUGCAGACUGCAUAGACACUAAAUUCUUCGCACGCUGUGAUUUAAUUGUAAUGGGAAAAUAUUGUCAACACCCAUACUACGCAAAGUUCUGUUGUAGAUCAUGUACAGAAGCUGGUCAAUUACCUGGUGGUUAUCACAGUGUUAACAAUGUUGUUAGAAAAAGACGAUCCAUAGGACAUUUCUAGGCAGAUAGUCAAGUAGAUAUAUUUAAAAAAAAAAUUAAAACUUGACGAAUUUAUUCAAACCCAAUUUUAAUAGUUCAUUCAAGACGUAUGAUUAAGAAAGAAAUUUCUUUGAAACGUCUAGAAAAGUAAACUGCAUUCAAAUAAGUCUCGUUCACUGCCAAAGUCUCAGAACGUUUAUACGUAGAUACUCAUUAGAAGCAAAGGAUAAUUUUGAUGAAUAAUUAUGAAAAUUUUUAUAAACACGAUCUGAAACUGAUUAACUAGUCGUUAAGAAACUUCACAUCAGUAUUCUCUCAAGUCAUACAUAAUUAUAUGAGAGAUCAUCAAUACAGUUUUCAUAAUUACAGUUUUCCUCAUAAAUCUUUUUGAUUAAUCGUAACUAAAUAAUAGUGUCCAUGUUCUGUAAGUACUGUUAACGUGUCAUUGGAAUAUUCAAUAUUUUAUUAUAUUCUAUAAUAGCAUAAAAAUAAUAGACAAUAUACAUCGUUCAAUCAGAAUAAUAUCAUAGUUGAAUAUUUUGAAGUUUCUAAAAGUAAUAUUCUUAUAAAAGAUGAGAAAAAAGAAUAUUAUCAGUAAUUCGGAGGUGAAAACAAUUUUUUAUAAAUAUUUAUCGAUCGAUAUGUUUUUAAAUAAAAUGAUUAUUUAUCGUCUUGAUUAUUUACUAAAAAAAUCACUAAUGAGCAUUUCAUAUGAAAUUUUAUCAUAGUAUGUAUAGAGAUUUAUAAGGUAAUA